Meloidogyne enterolobii is the source of this 393-nucleotide messenger RNA. NCBI's taxonomy places the organism in Eukaryota, Metazoa, Nematoda, Chromadorea, Rhabditida, Meloidogynidae. The record is from the annotation of a GenBank genome assembly.
AUGCUGUCAACAGCUUGUCCAUCAUAUCCUGUUGCUAUUUCUAUUGCUGGACCAAUUCUGACAGUUCUUUCAUUGACUGGUGGAUUGUUUGCUAAUGUUGGAGAAUUACCUUCUUUUAUUAGCUGGGUACAAUAUCUUUCAUGGUUUCGCUAUGGCUUUGAAGCUUUUGCCAUCUCCCAAUGGGAAGGAGCUUUAGGAGAACAUCCAACAAAAAACUGUACCAAUUUUAACAACCAAACAAUUGCUUGUCCAACAGCCACUUCUGUCCUUCAAAAAUUGUCAUUUAACCCAGGAAUGUUUUAUUUUGAUUUGGGUGCUAUGGUUUUAUGUACUUUUAUUUGUUAUUUUGUUGGUUUUGUUGGACUUUAUAUUCGCGUUCUUAGGGCUCGUUGA